GUCGCCCAUAAUGAGAGACUGAAGGGAGGAGGGACCACCACCUCAAACCCGACCUCUACCUCCACCCACCUCGAUACCACCCAGUCCACCUCAAACCCGAUCACGACCUCAACCACAUCACAGGCUAAAACAAGAAGGAUCGCAAGGAAAACCACCAGCCUUCCAGCAUUCUCCCCACAGCGUGUCAACAACCCUCCUAGUCUCCAUGCCAGUCUCCAUGCCAGUGGGUCGGAGGGUAAAGGUAAAACCAAGCUUAUCAAGUCUUUAGAAGAGUUAACACCACCAAGCUUAUCAAGUGUUUAGAAGAGUCAAGUCUCUUAUGUCCUUUUUGAUGAUUGAAGUUACUGCCCCAAAAAUCUACACUGUAAAAAAAUAUAAACUCCUGCACCCACCAUUUUCUAUUUAUUCGUAAUUUAUUUGUAUUUUAUUUUCUAAAGGUCAACCAAAGCCGUCCAUCCAGAUGUACGUGCAGGAUGGGGCCCAGAUCCCCUUUAUCACCCAGGAUAUCCAGGAGAAGCUGGAGUCCCACGUCCGCCGCAAGCAGAGCCAGCGCCUCUGGGGAUUCCCCAAGCUGGUCACCAGGAACGUGGGAGAUCACCUUGCCAACCUGGCUGCCCAGGUACCCCCCGCUUCCGGAGACGGCAAGAUGGGUAAGAUCCCUGGCAAGAUCAUGGGCAACGUGAGCGACCAUGUUGGCCAAGGGCAGCGAAACACAGAGUUGUGUUUCAGGCUGAGUGACAGGACAAGGCCAGGGGAGGAGAGAGAGGAGACCCAGGCUACAAGUCUUGCAGCUACAGCCAAACUCAAGGACAGCUCACCUGCAAACAGCAGGCCUCCCUUCACCACCGCCAGCAGCACCACUACUCCCCAGCCAGGCGAGACCCACGCUACCAGACCCAGCCAAUCUCUGGACCAGUCCUCCCUCCAGAUGCCCCCGACCCCAGUGACCCCGACCCAGGAGAGACGCCAGCUGGAGAUGCAUGUGAGGAGGACGUGUCUGGAGGCAAAGCUCAAACCCCUCCCUGGCAUGGUGGCAACCAGCCAGACAACCCUUGCCUCGGCAACUAGCCAGCCAACCAGCCAGCCAACCAGCCAGCCAACCAGCCAGCCAACCAGCCAGACAACCCUUGCCUCGGCAACUAGCCAGCCAACCAGCCAGCCAACCAGCCAGCCAACCAGCCAGCCAACCAGCCAGACAACCCUUGCCUCGGCAACUAGCCAGCCAACCAGCCAGCCAACCAGCCAGCCAACCAGCCAGCCAACCAGCCAGCCAACCAGCCAGCCAGUUCUGGAGACCUCGACCGGCACCGACGCUGUCUCAGGACCCCACUCUGCCCCAAUACGGCUGUUGUGUUAUGACACUGACACUGACAGGCUUUUUGUGUUUACAUCAUAG
Molecule: messenger RNA, 1396 nt
Organism: Coregonus sp. 'balchen'
Lineage: Eukaryota; Metazoa; Chordata; Actinopteri; Salmoniformes; Salmonidae
Source: the annotation of a GenBank genome assembly